GCACAGCUCUGAAUAAUGUUACUUGCAUUACUAACUCUGAUAUUCUUCUGUGUGUAGGAAAGACGCUUUUCGUGGCCUGUCUGCAUCCAUUCAAAAGAAGGUCCCCCCUUUUUGCCCCAGAAUUGGCAAUGUUUGGAACGGUAGUGGUUGGGAUUGGAAUUGCUGGAUCUGUACGACUCAGAGACUUGCUGAAUCCUUUGCCUUCCAGUCCUACUGAGCAUCUUAAAUUAUUGGGAUUUGUUUCUAGGAGAUCUCUAGAUGACAUUCACCAAGUAAAGCAAAUUAGUCUGCAAGAAGCUCUGGACAACCAGGAGGUCCAUGCUGCCAUCAUCAGUACGGAUAACCAAAACCACACUGAGAGUGUAAGGAUAUUCCUAGAGGCUGGCAAGCAUGUUCUUGUUGAGUACCCUUUGGCAUUGUCUGCAAAGGCAGCCCAUGAACUCUGGGAGUUGGCAGAGCAGAAAGGUAAGAUCCUCCAUGUGGAACAUAUUGAACUACUGACAGAGGAAUACAGACACCUGAAGAAAGAGGUGUCAGGAAAGGAGCUUGUGAAGGGAACAUUACACUUCACAGGUGGUCCAUUGGAUGAAAGAUACUCAGGAUUCCCAUCUUUUAGCGGCAUUGCCCGCCUCACCUGGUUGGUGGAUCUUUUUGGGGAUCUCACUGUCACUUCUGCCACAAGGGAACAGCAGAAAGAAAAAAACUACUUCAGGAUGACGGUACAUUUUCAGACUGCAGACAAAAGGCCUCUGACUUGGAUUGAAGAAAGGGCUCCAGGGAUGAAGCGGGAUAAGAAGAUCAACUUCUGUUUCAAAAGUGGAUGCUUGGAAUGUCUCCCUGAGGCUCCUCGUUCACCAGUUGGCCUUUUCAUGCAAGACCUGAUCAUCUUUGCCAAAAAACUUUUGGGACAGAUCCCCAAAGAGGAACUGACAGCUGAGAAAAGGCGGGUUCUGCUGUGUCUCAAUCUUGCUGAAGAGAUUCAAAUGCACUGUGAACAGCCAUCAAAAUGCUGCUCUUGAAAGUGUGUGAGACUACAAGAUUCACCAUUUAAAACCGCCCCUUGUACUCCCUUUUUAAAAUGUUCUUCUAAUUUGCCAGUUUCUCCAUUCUGUUAAGCAAGAUUUUUCUAACAGAGCCAGGUUUAAUUUAAUCUGGCAGCACAGGGACUAUAUAGAUACUGUCUUGCCUUAUUGCAAAAUAACUUUCUAAUCAAAAGCUAGUGAACAAACAACUGAAUGCAUUUCUUCUUCUAGAGAGUGUCACUUUUUUCACAGUGUUUAUUCUUGUGGAAGAAAGAGUCUUCCUCAGCAACAAAAUAUAUCUCUGAAACAUUUUAGAUUCUGUAUUUAAGCCUUUCUGUAUAUUCAAUUUAAUGUUUAAACAGACAUCAGUGUGUUGAACAGCUUUAAGUUUAUUUCUGGCCUCUGUUCACUCUAAGUUGCUCUUUAAUCUGAAACCCCCUUCCAGUUGCAUGAAACACUGAAAAUGGUACCCCUAUAUUAUGUUUAUCUCUAAUGUUUAGCUGAAGUCUACAUCCUAGCUUUUACAGGAGGAUAGAAAAUUAUACUGAAAAGGUAGAGACUGAAGGAUGAUUUCUGGAGGGGAAUGCUUUUUUUGGUUUGGCAACUCCUCAUAUACCAUACUGACCUGGUUCAAACAUAAUGUUGUGUGAACCCCUCCAAUUAUGAGUUAGUCAAUAAACAUUAUUUUAAAAUUG
This is a messenger RNA of Candoia aspera, 1717 nucleotides long. RefSeq names its product biliverdin reductase A (gene BLVRA). The record is from RefSeq and is a predicted model, not a curated record. Gene Ontology annotation, biological process: heme catabolic process. Lineage: Eukaryota; Metazoa; Chordata; Lepidosauria; Squamata; Candoiidae. The coding region runs from base 129 to 1019 and encodes 296 amino acids. Gene Ontology annotation, cellular component: cytoplasm. Gene Ontology annotation, molecular function: biliverdin reductase [NAD(P)H] activity; zinc ion binding; nucleotide binding. The transcript is spliced from 7 exons.